AUGUCUCUAAGUGCGAUGAUGGCCAGUUCUAUUGCACUACAACCUACAGUUGGUCUGUCUCGUCCAGUUCGCCCGAAGCCUCUUUGCACGCAGUUUUCUUUUGGGAGGAGCAAAGCUCAUGCCAUUCAAGUGAAGCGUGCAUUUGUCAUUUGUUCUGCUGCUGAACAGACCCAAACAAUAACCCGCAAAUCAUCUACGAUUACAGUUGCACCUAUCCAGGGAAAAGAAAAAUCCCCGGAGCUUGAUGAUGGUGGAGCGGGAUUUCCACCGCGUGAUGAUGGUGGCGGCGGCGGUGGCGGCGGCGGCGGCGGUUGGACUGGCGGUUUUUUCUUCUUUGCCUUCCUUGCUCUCCUGGGACUUCUCAGGGAUGAAGAGGGGCUAGCGAGAUCGCGGUGGUCGUCGGGGCUGGCGCUCGAGCGUGCCAUGCUCGUCUCAGCUAAGGGCUCGCGGGCAUGCGGUGAUACGCGGAAUUCGUCGGGCCCUUAUCAACCUCAGAGCCUUCUGCUCUCUCUAGUUGUCUUCGUGGGCGACAAGCUCAGAUACGACUUGAUUGGGGACUAG
Striga hermonthica is the source of this 561-nucleotide messenger RNA. NCBI's taxonomy places the organism in Eukaryota, Viridiplantae, Streptophyta, Magnoliopsida, Lamiales, Orobanchaceae. The record is from the annotation of a GenBank genome assembly.